Messenger RNA from Diaporthe batatas, 2590 nucleotides. RefSeq lists its product as uncharacterized. NCBI's taxonomy places the organism in Eukaryota, Fungi, Ascomycota, Sordariomycetes, Diaporthales, Diaporthaceae. Gene Ontology annotation, biological process: actin filament organization. Gene Ontology annotation, molecular function: actin filament binding. The coding region runs from base 297 to 2120 and encodes 607 amino acids. The transcript has 6 exons. The record is from RefSeq and is a predicted model, not a curated record.
CCGUUUCCCAUACCCAAAAGGUGACGGCCCCCUUUCCCUCUACCUCGACUGCUACUUGCUAGACAGACGACUGCACUACCUACCUGCCUGCCUGCCUCUCCCUCCUGGACCUCUUCAUCGUACAUACUGUUUGCUGCUGCUCAGCCUUCCCACCCCCUUCUCCCCGAGAGACCUCGCCUUUGUCUUAUCUUUCAUAGUUCCUUAGCUACAUUCCUACCCAGCAAGCAGCUUUCCCACCCCGCGACGCCGAGUACCUGUCGAAUCCACAUCCCACCAACCUCCCCCCACCAGCACCAAUGUCUGGCCGAUUCGUGCGCGCGUCGAAGUAUCGACACGUCUUCGGCAAGCCCACCCGGAAGGAAUUCUGCUACGACAACCUUCACAUCAGUAGGAAUGCUUGGGAUACGAACCUGGUGAAGGUCAACCCGGAUUACCUCUCGGUCAAUUGGGAGUCUGGUGGCGGCGGCGCAUUUGCGGUCAUCCCCCUGAGCGAGAGGGGAAAGAUCCCCGACGUAAUCCCUCUAUUUCGCGGACACACAGCGGUGGUGUUGGACACAGACUGGCACCCCUUCAACGACCGCAUCAUCGCCUCCGGCUCCGACGAUGGCAAGAUCUUUAUAUGGGAGGUCCCCAAGGACUUCACCCUCUUCACCGACGCUGAGGAGCCCGCGGACGUGACGCCAGUGAGCAAGCUGGCCGGGCACUCCAGGAAGGUCGGCCAGGUCCUCUUCAACCCCGCCGCCGAGAACAUCCUCGCCUCUGCCUCGGGCGACUUCAGCAUCAAGCUGUGGGACAUCAGCACCGGCCAGUCCCCGCUGGCGCUGAAGCACAACGACAUCGUCCAGUCGCUGUCAUGGAACGCCUCCGGAAACCUGAUGGUCACGACCUCCAGGGACAAGAAGCUGCGCGUGUGGGAUGUGCGCCAGGAGAAGCCGGCGCAUGUCGGGCCCGGCCACGAGGGCGCCAAGAACAGCCGUGCCGUGUGGAUGGGCGAGCACAACCGUAUCGCGACAACGGGUUUCUCCCGCAUGAGCGACCGACAGCUGGCGCUCUGGGAGCCGGGCAGCGACAAGCCCAUCGGCGGCUUCAACAACCUGGACUCCAUCUCUGGUGUCUGCAUGCCCUUCUGGGAUGACAGCACCAACUGUCUGUACCUUGCCGGCAAGGGCGACGGUAACAUUCGAUACUUCGAGUACGAGAACGACAAGUUCGAGUUCCUCUCCGAGUACAAGUCAGGCGACCCACAACGAGGCAUUGGCUUCAUGCCCAAGCGCGGUAUCAACCUUCACGAGAAUGAGGUCAUGCGCGCUUACAAGACUGUCAACGACCUGUACAUCGAGCCCAUCUCCUUCACCGUGCCCCGUCGCGCCGAGACCUUCCAGAGCGAUAUUUUCCCGCCAUGUACGGGAUCCAAGCCGGCCAUGUCCGCCUCCGAGUGGCUCGGCGGCAAGACCGCGCUCCCGCCAAAGAUCGACCUCGAGAGCAAGUACGAGGGCAAUGCGCCCGUAGAGGUCGCCGCCGACUACAAGCCGCCCGCAGCCGCGCCGGCACCAACACCUGCGCCCGCCGCCAAGCCUGCGCCAAAGCCCGAGCCCGAGCCGACCCCCGUGCGCGCGGCGCCACCAUCUGUCGCCCAGCAGAAGGGCUCCAUGGCCGCGGCGGCGUCCAAGUUCCAGGACGACGAGGACGACAAGGACGACGACGCCGAGACGUCGAGCUUCGAGGAGGUCCAGAAGCCAGUAUCGAGAGCCGCCCUGCCCGUGCGGUCGGAGCCCAAGCCCCAGCCGGCGCCCUCGCCCUCGCCCAUCAAGGCCAGCACGCCGGCGGUGGCGGCCCGCAGCCCGCAGCCGUCGCCGGCGCUCCCGCAGCCCGGCGGCGGGUCCGGGUCCGGGUCCGGGUCCGUCAGCGUGGUGGAGUCGCUGGAGCAGAUCAAGCAGCUCAUCGAGGCGCAGACGCGGGUCAUCACGGCGCAGGGGGAGAAGAUCACGGCGCAGGGGGAGGCCAUGGCGCACCUGACGGGCGAGGUGGAGACGCUCAAGAAGAGGGUCGUCUCCGGGUCCCACGACCAGAGCGAGAGGAUCAGGCAGCUCGAGCUGGAGCUGGAGGAGGCGCGGUCGUGAGCCCCGGGGGUGGAAUGGCUGAACGAGUGAGUGGUGCCUUUGAGGAUGAGAUGGGGAAGAAAAGGUUGUCGUGUGUCUGUGUGUCUGUCUGUCAGCGUGUAAUCGGAUUUGUGGGGUGGUGAUGCUGGGGGGUGGUGGUUACUGCUACUGCUGCUGCUGCUGCUGCUGCUGAGUUGGGAACAACUUGGUGGUGGGGACGAGGUGAGAAGAGAAGAAUAAAUCAAAACAUGUUCAUGCCCCUUUUUUUGUGUUGGUUUAUCGAUUGAUGCGUGAUGGGUGAUUAAUGGAAUUGGCACGCCGCAGGAGGGUCUACGAUCGGUUUUGGUUAUGCGGAGAGGUAUGUAUAUAUAACCGGGACUCUCGUGCGGGUGCUCGAGGAGCUCCCAGUUGACGUGCCGACUUCUUCCUGCUCGGUGGUUGGGCCACGCACGGGUGGGCUUGACUAUUGGAUUAAUUUCCUGUCGGGUAGG